Mycotypha africana is the source of this 936-nucleotide messenger RNA. RefSeq lists its product as uncharacterized. The record is from RefSeq and is a predicted model, not a curated record. Bases 121 to 735 code for a protein of 204 amino acids. Lineage: Eukaryota; Fungi; Mucoromycota; Mucoromycetes; Mucorales; Mycotyphaceae. The transcript has 3 exons.
UACGAGGAUUUUCAGUUGCGGAAUGUAUUAUAACAAUUGGAUUUCGAAGCGUACAAGCUUCAAAACCCUGGCAUUGUUGGCCAUCAAUUUCCUGCCCGUUUGACACCGACCAAAUUCGCCAUGUUUCCAAACCCAAGUAUGAAAUGGCGGUUCAAAAAACUGGAUUCUCAAAACCUUCAUCACUUCUUUCCGUAUGAUCGUUUGACGAAAUUGGACUACGAAACAGAAAUUGACUACAUUUCAAGGUGUUUCUUUCGAUACUUUAACUUCACAAUAUUCAAAAUAGAUAGCAUUGAAGAGUUCAUUAAUUUACCUACAGGUAAAAAUAAAAUGUUCAUCAACUGCAUCUAUACCUACGGAUACACAUGUCGGAUUGCCUUUGCUAGAAAGACUACCAGUAGCAUUAUUGGAAAUGUACAAUUGAGCAUAUACGACUUCACCGAAGAGGAAAUCAAUAAUCACCUCCGUCCCUGUGCUGUAGACCCCGGGCGCAAAGAUGCGUUUGUUUCGUACCAUGGAGGAACAGAUGUUAGAAAGUGUUCAACUCAAGAGUAUUACCAAGCCAUGGGAUAUAAGGGCAGGAUGAAGAUAGAAGAAGAAUUGAAACAGCAACAGGGUAUCAAAACCAUAGAGUCACUAAUCCCAUCUGUUAAAACAACAUCUGCUAGCCGCUAUCGUGAUCAUAUACAGUAUAUGUGCGCACAUAUGACUAUUCUGCAUCAGUUUUAUGGGUAGAGAACCGCAGAGCUGAACUGGAAGAAUUUUUGUGGAAGACAAGUAUCCUUAGAAUAUGCUACAAACAUACUGCUGAAUGGAGGAAAGAAGUAUAACCCGCAGAAGAGAUCACGGCAUAUGAGUAAAAGAAAUCACAAGAGACGUAAAAAGCAAAACAAUCACCGAAAUCCCGGCAUAGCUCAUCAAUCAGUCAAUACCAUU